This is a messenger RNA of Phlebotomus papatasi, 3286 nucleotides long. RefSeq names its product serine/threonine-protein phosphatase 2A regulatory subunit B'' subunit gamma-like. The transcript is spliced from 3 exons. Gene Ontology annotation, biological process: B cell homeostasis; positive regulation of B cell differentiation; T cell homeostasis. NCBI's taxonomy places the organism in Eukaryota, Metazoa, Arthropoda, Insecta, Diptera, Psychodidae. The coding region runs from base 46 to 1368 and encodes 440 amino acids. The record is from RefSeq and is a predicted model, not a curated record. Gene Ontology annotation, cellular component: centrosome; spindle. Gene Ontology annotation, molecular function: calcium ion binding.
UAUAUUUUGGUGGCGUGUUUUUUUUGGAGCUGGUGGCGUCUAACGAUGAAAUUUAGAGAUUUUAUCUUAGAACGUGCAAAGAAAUUAGAAGAGAAACAAAACGUGCCUGAGAAAUCAUCAGAAAAUGCUUCCUGCCAUGAGAAUCUCGAUAGGAUCGGCAGUAAUUACCGUGUUAUACCUAAAUUCUAUCAUUCCACCCCCCGUCCCGUUGAGAGCUUGAUGUACAAGCUUCGAGAACAUGUGAGAACGGUAUUCCUGAAGAAAAGGAGCGAAGAACUGCUCAAUAACAACGAUCUCAAGACCUUCUGGAUGAUCCUUGAGAAUCAAUUCUCCCGCCGAAGUCACAGUGGUGAGCUGUACAUCACAUUCAGUGACUACAUCAAUCUCAGUCGUACCCUAAAGCCCAUCUAUCGAAGGAUGCUGACAGUGCUGGCUUUUGCGCGUCUUCAGUCCAUUUCGAGCCUUCCAGGCAAGAUCAGUGUCAUCUCUCUCUUCAACUAUGUCAUGCGGAAAGUCUGGAUUCAGCAGACACGGAUCUCACUGUCCCUCUACGACCAGAAUGGACUUGGCUACCUAAGAGAAUCCGACCUGGAAAGCUACAUUCUCGAACUAAUCCCAACUCUGCUGCAACUCAAGGGUCUCGAAAAGACCUUCUACAGCUUCUACGUCUGCACAGCAGUGAGAAAAUUCUUCUUCUUCCUAGACCCAGCAAGAACAGGAAAAAUUCGUGUCCGGGAUAUUCUCUCUCAUUCCUUCCUGGACGAAUUAAUGGAACUGCGAGAUGAUGAGAGUCCCAAAGACUCCCAAGAACUCAAUUGGUUCUCUGCCCCAUCAGCCCUCAGUGUCUAUGGACACUAUCUGAACCUGGACAAAGAUCACAAUGGAAUGCUCAGCAAGUCAGAACUCAUGGGCUAUGGUUCCGGGACGCUAACUUCGGUUUUCCUCGAUCGCCUGUUCAGUGAGUGCCUGACCUACGAGGGUGAGAUGGACUACAAGACAUACCUGGACUUUGUCCUGGCCAUGGAGAAUCGUACAGAGAUCCAGAGUCAGCAGUACAUUUUUCGCCUCUUGGACCUUCAUCAACGUGGUUACCUCACUCCAGCCGAUCUUAAAUACUUCUUCAAGGGCAUUGAGGAGCAAAUGGCAGCCCAUUGUGUCCAAACGGUUAACUUUGAUGACCUGAAAGAUGAGAUUUUUGAUAUGGUAAAGCCUGAAGAUCCAUGCAGAAUCACUUUUGCAGACAUUGCAAGAUGUGGCCAGGGACCUACAAUGAUGUCUAUACUCAUAGAAUUCCACAAGUUCUGGAAUUACGAGAAUCGCGAGGGAGUCGGAAUUGAAAUGUCCGGCGACGAUAAAUACUUGCAGUAGCAGAAAUUAAUGGAAAAAAGGAGUGUCAGAAGUGGGAUUCGAACCCACGCCCACAGAAGUGGACUGCGACCUGAACGCAGCGCCUUAGACCACUCGGCCAUCCUGACUUGAGGGGCGAGGGUGCAAACAACUGUCGCCCGAUGUUAAGGCUUUUUUAAACUUAUAAAGAUCUUGGGGUCUGGAUGGGGUCAAUGAUUCCCAUAUUGUAAGUGAUUUAAGCUAAGUAGUCGACAAUUAACCCUUCAAUGCCUUUUAUUUUAUUACGAAAAUGUUGUAAUUAUUUUUUUCUUCACAAAAAGAUGAUAAGAAAUUAUCAAAAAAAUUAUGAAGAGCAAGUGACUGCUCGAAGAAUUAUAUUAAGAUUAUUUGGUGGGAUAAUAACAGUUCUGUUAUCGUUUUAACCCUUUAAGGACGAUUGGAACACCGGUGUCCCAUAAAGAAAAUAAUUUUUCCUGACUACCUAAAUUUAUUUUUUUUUCUUAUGUUUGUACGUAAUUACAAAGUAGAAGGUUGAACGAAUCUAGGAUAUUUUUUGCUAGUCGCCAGCUAUUUUAUAUAUAGUAAAUAUUUAAGCUUAACUCAUUUAGUCAAUGUACCAGAAAUACUUGAGAUUCGUAUUUUGGGAUUAAGUUUCCUAUAGAUUAAUAGAUGAUUUUUUUAAAAAGAAAAAAUUUUUUAUCCAUUAUGGUGACGCGGGGAGCCGCCCUCAAACACGCGUCUUAACGGUCACUGAAUUUAAAUUCUGUACAUUAAUUCAUUACAAACUCUAUUGAUUUAGAUAGAGUAACUAUCCAAGAAAACACAUUGGCAACCAGAAUUCAAAUCAAGAAAGAGGAUGAAGGCCGAUUUUAACAAAUUCGACGGGAUGUCGAAUUUUCCGUCCGCCAUUUUGAGUAAAAUUUUUGCAUGACUUCACACGAAGCGAGAAAAGAACAACAAAAUGUGUUCCCAUCUCUGUCAGGCUAUUUUUUCCAAGUAAUUGAAGAACUAGUAACUAAAAAUCCAUUUCCGACAUAAAUUCGAAUAUUAAUUUCCCUGGAAUAAAUCAUCUAAAAUCACUCAAUUUGCGUAUGAUGUAUAAUACGAUGGUAAGGAAUGGGUUAAAAUAGCGAAUUUUUAAAUUGUCCUAUUGAAAAAUGAUUUUAAUUAUUUUUUAUACAGUACACUCUCUCAAAUUCGGGCAUUUGGGACCGAAAUGUCACCCGAAUUAGAGAGAAAUUCGGGCGUCAAACUGUUUGAAAUGCAACGAUUUUUUGUUCAUCUGCAUUUACAUAUUAAAGUUUACAUGCUUAAUUUACUGCAAAUUUUAUUAAAACCCCUCAAUAAUGCAAAAUCACAUCAUAACUAAGAUAAACCAUAGCCAAUUUGAGGAUAUUUGCGUCAUUCGAUAAGCAUAAUCAAACUUGAAAAAUAUCAACAAACCUUUUUUGAAUUUAACUGCUACCCGAAUUAAAAAAGAGACCGAUCUGAAAAGAGCCGAAUUAGCGAGAGUCUACUGUACUUCCAAUUUUUUUUUAAGCAAAACCCUUUUGGGAAUAAAAACUACAUUACUCAUAGGUAAUAUUUUUCAUUAGGCUGAAAAUUAUUAUUCAUUGGUAUUCUCAGAAAAAAUACUUAAAGUUUUGGGCUUCAUUGAUUUUGUUUAUUGGUUAAAUUUUUAUAGUUGAUUUUCGGUCCGUAAAAAGUGUCUCGUCGUUAAAGGGUUAAUUCAUUUGAGACGAGUUAUUUUAAAAGAGGUUAUUAAAAUAAUGAAAGAAAAGUACAAAAAUAGUAAAAAGUGUAAAUUCGACUUCUUUAGAAAGAUAUUGGCAAUUUUAGCCUGGAGAAAAUAAUAAUAUAAUCGUUUAUUUUUCAUUUGCGUCCACCGCCGUCUUAUUUAUGUUGAUCUAACUGCAAAAUAAAAUAAUAUGAAAAGCUC